This is a messenger RNA of Bombyx mandarina (wild silkworm), 3452 nucleotides long. RefSeq names its product metabotropic glutamate receptor 2. The record is from RefSeq and is a predicted model, not a curated record. Gene Ontology annotation, cellular component: membrane. Gene Ontology annotation, biological process: G protein-coupled receptor signaling pathway. Gene Ontology annotation, molecular function: G protein-coupled receptor activity. NCBI's taxonomy places the organism in Eukaryota, Metazoa, Arthropoda, Insecta, Lepidoptera, Bombycidae.
AUGAGUGCGGCGGCUCGCGUGCUGCUGGCGACGCUGCUGGCGACGGCGGCCCUCGCCUCGCACGCCGACCGCGCCCACCCCGCCAACAUCAGCUCCUCUCUGACCGACCCCACGACUCAUCUGUUCUAUGAUGACUUGCUGCCUUCUCAUAUACUCAGAAGUAAAAGAAACGCACACACCCUCAUUGCCACUUUCGAUAUUUCAAAGAUCUUCAAGAGAAAGAAGCUGCAGAGCAAGCAAGGAGACUCGCCAAACCCUACUCCCUCCUCCCUCCUCUCCGACAACCUGUCCGCCAGUAUGUUCGCUGAGCUGCUGGCCACGAGCCUCGCCAAUGUGUCUCUGGUCGUCGACACCACUCCACUCGCUGAUCCGAUAGAGCUCACCACUUCGCUCAUCUCAAACAGUACUAUCUCUACGAAUAGAGUCUCUACACCCUUCACACAAAUUUCGAAUCCGAAAAAUUCCUUAAAACUUAAAAGUAAAAGUGAAUCGAAGGGUGUCGACGCUAGCGUGUCGUCACGAGUUGGAGUCAAGAAGAAGGUGUGGGAGAACGAGACGGUGUGGCCCGUGAAGCACGCUGCCGUUGUCGACGGAGACAUCAUCCUCGGCGGACUCAUGAUGGUGCACAGUCGGUCGGAGGUGGCGACGUGCGGGCCGGUGAUGGCGCAGGGCGGCGUGCAGGCGCUCGAGGCGAUGCUGUUCGCGCUGGACGCGGCGCGGGCCCUCGCCCCGCCCGCCGUCAGCCUCGGCGCACACGUCCUAGACGACUGCGACAACGACACCUAUGGAUUAGAAAUGGCGCUCGACUUCAUCAAAGGUUCCAUCAGCAACAUCGACGACGCGGAGUACGCUUGCAACGCGAGUGCCGUGCGGAAGGUCAUCUCCGGAGUGGUGGGCGCGGCUUCCAGUGUCACGUCCGUGCAAGUCGCUAACCUGUUGCGACUGUUCAAGAUACCGCAGGUGUCAUUUUUUUCGACUUCUCCAGAGCUUUCGAACAAAGCUCGAUUUGAAUACUUUACUAGAACUAUUCCAUCUGACCUUCACCAAGUGCGGGCUAUGGUAGAGAUAGUCAAGAAAUUGGGCUGGCGCUAUGUUUCUAUCAUUUACGAAGAAUCCAACUACGGCAUUAAGGCUUUUGAAGAACUGGAAACUUUACUGGCACGCAAUGAGAUCUGUAUCGCGGUGAAGGAGAGGCUGGUAAAAGAUUCGGGGGAGGCGGACGAGCGAGCUUACGACAACAUCGUGGCGCGUCUGCUGUCGCGACCGCGGGCCCGAGGAGUGAUCGUGUUCGGUUCGGAUCAAGAAGUGGCAGGCGUGAUGGCGGCGGUGGCGCGCGCGGGGGCCACCGGAGCCUUCAGCUGGGUCGGCUCGGACGGCUGGAGCGCUCGGGCGCUGGUCUCGGACGGAAACGAGGAGGCCGUCGAGGGAACUAUCAGCGUCCAGCCCCAGGCUAACCCUGUGCGCGGCUUCAAGGAGUACUUCCUCAACCUCACCGUAGAGAACAACCCGAGGAACCCCUGGUUCGUAGAGUUCUGGGAGGAUCAGUUCCGGUGUCGAUACCCGGGUAGCGCCCGCACGCCCUACAACGCUCAGUACUCGCGGCUGUGCUCGGGGCGGGAGCGACUCUCCGCAGGGAACAUAGAGUUCGAGGCUCAGCUACAGUUCGUCACCGACGCCGUGCUUGCGUUCGCGCACGCCAUUAGAGACAUGCACGCGGACCUGUGCGGAGGAGAGCCGGGACUGUGCGAGGCGAUGCGACCCGCCAGCGGACCGACGCUGUUGCGCUAUCUGCGACAAGUUCGCUUCACAGGUCUGAGCGGGGAUGAGUUCCACUUCGACAGCAACGGCGAUGGCCCCGCGCGAUACAACAUCCUGCACUUCAAGCAGCUGUCGCCCGGGGUCUACCGCUGGCUGAAGGUUGGCCGCUACCUCGACGGAGAGCUCGAACUGGACAUCGACGAUAUCCAGUUCAAGUGGGAAUCAGCCCGACCCCCGGAGUCGGUGUGCAGCGUGGAGUGCGAGCUCGGACAAGCCAAGCAGUACGUGGAGGGUGAGAGCUGCUGCUGGCACUGCUUCAACUGCACGCAGUACGAGGUCCGGUCGCCGAGCUCGGAGACGGCGUGCGUGGAGUGCGCGCUGGGCACGCUGCCGGACCCGCGCCGGACGCGGUGCGCGCCCGUGCCGGAGCUCUAUCUGCGACCCGACUCUGCUGCUGCUGUCGCCGCUAUGACUUUCUCUUCCCUUGGAAUCAUCCUCACAGUGUUCGUGGUGUGCGUGUGGGCGGCGCGCGGCUCCACGCCAGUGGUGCGCGCGAGCGGCCGGGAGCUGUCGCUGGUGCUGCUCGCGGGGAUCCUCAUGUGCUACCUCGUCACCUUCGCACUCGUCUUCAGACCAACAGAUGUUCUCUGCGCUCUUCAGCGUUUCGGCACCGGGUUCUGCUUCACGGUGGUGUAUGCGGCGCUGCUCACAAAGACCAACCGCAUCGCUCGUAUCUUCGCGGCUAGCAAGCACUCCGCGCGCCGACCCUCGCUCAUCUCGCCCAAGUCGCAGCUGCUCAUUUGUUCUGCCCUCGUAUCUGUCCAGGUGGUGAUAGUGGUGGUGUGGCAGAUAGUGUCACCGGCGCGCGCCAUACAUCACUACCCGACGCGCGAAGACAACAUGCUGGUCUGCGACUCGUACGUGGAUGCGUCCUACACCAUCGCCUUCUUCUACCCCGUGGUGCUCAUCUUGGUGUGUACAGUAUACGCCGUUCUGACGCGCAAGAUACCAGAAGCCUUCAACGAAAGCAAACACAUAGGGUUCACCAUGUACACGACGUGCGUGAUCUGGCUGGCGUUCGUGCCGCUGUACUUCGGGACGGCGAGCCACGUGCCCCUGCGCGUCACCAGCAUGGCCAUCACGAUAUCGCUCAGCGCCAGCGUCACGCUCGUCUGCCUGUUCUCGCCGAAGGUGUAUAUAAUCCUGGUGCGUCCGGAACGAAACGUGCGUGCGAGCCUGAUGCCGACGCGAUGGAGGGGAGGAGUGAGGGGUGGCGCGGCGGGAGGGGCGGUGUGCGCGGCGCUGGUCGGCACCGCUCCCCUCCCUCGCGCACCCGACCUUACACCCUCCACCGACCUUUCUACCUUGAACGAACCUGAGCGCUCGUCAACGGAUCGUCAAGUGCAGACGGAGGAGGAGUCGGAGCUGUACCCGCGGCUGCGUCGCGCGGUGGAAGAGAACGGCGUUCGGCUGGACGCGCGGCAACUAGAGGCGCUGCGGGCCGGGCUGCCGGCGUUCGGUGCUGGAGGUUCGGCGCCGCCCUCGGCCGAGCUGGCCGUGGCGGUGCUCGGCGCGGACAUGCCCUUAUAGCGCGCGGGGCCCGCUCGCGGCAAGCUGCGCCGCGUGCCCGUGCUAGUCUGACCGGUGCCGUGCCGCUUGUGCUCACACGGGACGCGAACUAAUUAUAUCGGAAC